Spodoptera litura is the source of this 2164-nucleotide messenger RNA. Its product is annotated as Alkaline phosphatase 12. Lineage: Eukaryota; Metazoa; Arthropoda; Insecta; Lepidoptera; Noctuidae. The record is from RefSeq and is a predicted model, not a curated record. Gene Ontology annotation, molecular function: alkaline phosphatase activity. Gene Ontology annotation, biological process: dephosphorylation.
AUGCGUGCGCGCAGUGUACUCGCGUUUUGUGCUUUCAUCGUCACUGUACGAUCCACGUUAAGAACGGAUCGUCAGUUCUGGACCGACCUCGCACACAAUGAGUUAGAAGAAGCCCUGAAGAUAAAAUGGAACCUGAAUCCUGCAAAGAACGUGAUCCUGUUCAUAGGAGACGGCAUGGGGCCGAACACUGUGACAGCAGCCAGGAUAUACAAGGGCGGGGAGAGCCACAGGCUGGUCUAUGAGAAGUUCCCUCAUAUGGGACUUUUGAAGACAUAUUCAGCAAAUAAGAUGGUGCCCGACUCAGCUUGCACUGCGACCGCCAUGUUCAGCGGAGUGAAGGUCAAUCAGGAUACAGUAGGAGUCGACGCUUCGGUUCAGCACAGGGACUGCGAAGCAGGUCUCAAGGCCGAGGCUAGAUUGAAGUCCCUCGCAGCUUUAGCCUUGGAAGCUGACAAGAGUGCAGGUUUCGUAACAACAAUGCGAGUGACGCACGCGACCCCCAGUCCUCUGUACGCGCACAGUGCGAGCCGCAGCUGGGAGUGUGAGGCCAGGCUGCCAGACAACUCUCCCUGCAAGGACAUCGCCAGACAACUUGUCGAGGAUUGGCCUGGACGAGAUUUGCAAGUCAUAAUGGGAGGAGGCAGGCAGCAGUUGGUGUCGAACGCAACUGGCACCGAGCAGGACCCUAUAAAUCUAAGUCCGUGGACUUGCUACCGGCAAGAUGGACGGAACCUCAUUGAGCAGUACAAGACGGACAAACAGACACGAGGUUUUAAACAUAGCGUGAUCAUGAACAAUAGGGAGCUAGCAGAGUUGAACGUUAAUGAAACGGAUUAUUUACUCGGAAUUUUCUCGAACGAGCACUUGAGCUACGACCACGAGAGAAACAAGGGACCUGAUGGCAUGCCCUCACUGUCCGAGAUGGUGGGAGCCGCCAUCAAAGUCCUGCAGAAGAAUAAAAAGGGAUACUUCCUUAUGGUAGAAGGUGGCAAUGUAGACAUGGCUCAUCACAGAGGCUGGGCCAAAGUCGCUGUGAACGAAGCUGUAGCUAUGGAGGAAGCUGUCCAACUCGCAGCCGACAUGACUGAUGCGGAAGACACCCUGCUCGUCGUCACCAGCGACCACACGCAUACAUUGUCUAUAAACGGCUAUCCAGAUCGAGGGUCCAGUAUUUUUGGCAUAGCUCAACCCUCAAGCCAUGAUGGCAUAAACUACACAACGCUAUCGUACGGCACGGGAGGUCCAGGGUCAUUCCAGUUCUACGUGCAAACUGACACCACUGGCAGCCAUGUGAUGAGACGAGAACCUAGCAAGGAGGACACGGAGCAGUACAACUACACCCAGGUCGCUGGUAUACAGCUCGUGGAGAAUUACCAUGGAGGUGGCGAUGUCGCUGUCUAUGCUAGAGGUCCCUAUUCCCAUUUAUUCCACAACGUCCACGAGCAGCACUAUGUGUUCCACGCGAUAUCCUACGCAGCCAAGCUCGGGGCCUACUCCAGCAGCACAAGUCUUCAAGUGAACGUCUUCCAUCUGGCCAUCAUCACAGCCAUCAGCUUCUUCAUGCUGUGACGACGCAAAACGAAAUAGAUUUGAAGUUUUCAUAGAUUACGUUAAACUUUAAAGUAAUUUUAUGUUCCUUUUUUAGGAUAACCCCUUUUUAUGUGACAAUUUCAUUGUCAAAUACGAGUUUUUAGUAGUUUUGAAACGAAUUUCAAUGGGAUAAAUACAGUUAGCCGCAUUUGUUCAUAGUUAACCAUCAGAGAAAUUAUUCCACACAAAUAUUGAUUGCUCUUUAAAAAACGUAAAAGGGGUUCACAUUGUUAGGUCAUUUUCUACUUUGUUAUUUAUUUAAUUUAAUUUCAAUAACAACUAUACAUGUACGUGGUUCCUUUUGCAUUUUACUGGUGCAUUUUUGAACAAAACUUUAUAUAAAAUAUCUUCUGUGAUAAUCAAACAUUUACUAACAACUGCAGCCAAAGAUUAAUGUGAAUACAAACACAAUAUUUCACUAUUAACUACUUUAUUGCAUCAUGUCAUAAUAAAUAAGAAAAUUGUAACAGUUGUAUAAAAGAUUUGUACAUAAAUGUAUCACAAAAUAAACGCGUCGUUACAGUGUUUCAGUGAAACAGAAUGUGAAGUCGAACAAGUAAAAAAAUGUAAUUUA